AUGGCAAGCUAUUUCUCCAACCACUCCGCCUCUAGAUUUCUUGCAAAUAGUACAACAACGCCCGCAACGACAUCCACCGCCCUCUCGCCCUCCAACUCUUCUGCACAACCCACUGCACCCGCCACAACGCCCUCCAGACAGCGUAUCCCAAGCUCAAAGCAUUUCUCCACCAGCGUAAACGUCUCCCAGCCAGUUGCUUCAAAGGAUCCUACAUCCUCUUCCACCACAUCCUCUGCUUCUGCAUCACAGGUCCAUCCACUACGAAACACUUGGGUAUUUUGGUUUAGACAACAACGCGCACCCGGAAACAAAAUCAUUAGCUACGAAGAAGGGAUAAAAAAGAUCGCGGCUUUUAGUUCUGUCGAAUCGUUCUGGUCCUUGUGGACCCAUCUGACGCCUCCAUCAUCCCUGCAACCCACUACAGACUAUCUUCUUUUCCAUGCAGGUAUACGCCGACCUGUGUGGGAGGACCCACUGAAUAUUACUGGCGGAAAAUGGAUCAUACGCCUCAAAAAGGGCAUUGCCGAUCGUUUCUGGGAGGAUCUUGUGUUAGCAAUAAUUGGUGACCAAUUCGACAAUUGCCGCAGCAAAGUGGAGGACAGUCCCAAGGGGAAAUCAGGCGUCUCCGCCACCGGAAAAUCUGAGGAUGGCAGCGAAGGAGGGAGCGAGUGGCCGGAAAUCUGUGGGUGCACGCUUAGUGUAAGGCAAAGUGAGGAUAUCGUCACAGUGUGGAACAGAGUGGAUGGCGACCCUAAGCUGAGAGAGCAAAUUCGUGAUACUCUGCGGAAGGUUCUGAACCUUCCACCAUCAACCAUAAUGGAAUACAAAUCUAAUAAUGACUCGAUGCAAGACAAGUCAAGUUUCCGGAGAACAGCGAUCGACAAGACGCCAAUGUCCCCAGCAUCUUGA
This is a messenger RNA of Psilocybe cubensis, 909 nucleotides long. RefSeq lists its product as uncharacterized. Gene Ontology annotation, molecular function: RNA 7-methylguanosine cap binding; translation initiation factor activity. The transcript is spliced from 5 exons. The record is from RefSeq and is a predicted model, not a curated record. Gene Ontology annotation, cellular component: eukaryotic translation initiation factor 4F complex. The coding region runs from base 1 to 909 and encodes 302 amino acids. Gene Ontology annotation, biological process: translational initiation. NCBI's taxonomy places the organism in Eukaryota, Fungi, Basidiomycota, Agaricomycetes, Agaricales, Agrocybaceae.